GAGUACAAACUUGUCAAAAAUGUAUAUAAGCAAUUGACUGAAAAACUUGGUGGAAGGAAAAAAAGAUGCUAUCACAAAUUAUUUCAUGGUAUUGUCAGCUGUGAAAGUGAUAUGUGCCAAAAAACAAGAAAAGGUCAUACUAGAAUUAACAUUGACGCAAAAGAAAAUUAUUUUAUACAAAUUAAAGAAAUUAAAGCAAUUGAUGAAACUCAGAUCACAGAAAACCAUAAAAUUGAUGAAACUCAGAUCACGGGUGAUCUCACAGAAGAAAACUAUAAUGUACAAGAAUACAAAAGUACCUUUGAAGAAAUUAUCAAUGAAAAAUUUAAAAAUCCAGUAGGCAUAACGCAUAUAUUUGAUAGAUAUUACAAUCUUGUCGAUAAUGAGUUAAAUGUACCAGGAACGAAAAUUAUAGCUAAACAUCUUUCUGAAAACAAUGUAAAAGUUUAUGCAAAUGUGCUUGAAAUGG
Racocetra persica is the source of this 469-nucleotide messenger RNA. The record is from the annotation of a GenBank genome assembly. Lineage: Eukaryota; Fungi; Glomeromycota; Glomeromycetes; Diversisporales; Gigasporaceae.